Messenger RNA from Peronospora belbahrii, 588 nucleotides. The record is from the annotation of a GenBank genome assembly. Lineage: Eukaryota; Oomycota; Peronosporomycetes; Peronosporales; Peronosporaceae.
AUGGACGCAAACUUUUGUCCUUAUAUUCCCAUCUUGACGCUAAAGGAAGGCUCCAAUAACAACGCUAUGCACCAUGAUCAGGACCCACUAGCGCCACCACCCAACUCGUUUACAAGCGCUAGUACAACAAACAAAGCCUUGACGCCCCAUCGUCAGUUAAGUGAAUUGCUACGAUUGAUUGAUCCCAAGUAUUGUUUCCAUCCAGCAGUAGAGGAGUUACUAUUGGACAUGGCAUCGGACUUUGUACACGAUGUGGUGGAUUUUUCUGCGAAAUUAGCCAAGCACAGACGCUCUACAACGCUCGAGCCACGUGACUUGCAGUUUUGUUUAGCAAAGAACUAUGGUAUUUCUCUUGCUGGUGUGCUCCCUACUACAGCAAGUGGUGCUAUCAUGAACUCAGCUUUGAGACCAUUAGGUCAAGAUCUACUGGUGCGUCCACGACCAGCAAAGAACUCGCUACAUAUGCAUUGGAUGGCGUUGAAGCGCAAGUCGCUGCUUCAUACGAAAACAAAGCUCAAGAACGCACAUGCAGUUAAAGUGACGGAUGGCGGGAAAAAGGUGGUACGCAGGGCUAGUGUCAGCAAGUAG